CUUUCUUAGAGGCUAGAUCCUUCUAGAAGCAGCAGAAGUUCUUGAAAGUCUGCUCAGUGCUGAAUACAUCCGCAUCAUGGCGUCCGCCAUGGCAUUGCUGCCUUCCUUCCUCCAAAUCUUUCCCGCAAAAAAUUGCAUCAUUGUUCAAGCAAUAUGGCCAGCUCACAGCUCUCCAGCUUCUUGCGGCGCACCGCUCCCCUCGCCCGCGCCGUCUGCUCCACAAGCUCUACGCACCUGCCCGGCGCGAGCACAACUCAAGUAGCUCUUGGCAGGCCUGUGAUUUCGGAAACCGCCACACGGGUGGCGCGCUGCUUCGGCACUGCAAUUAAUGAUGCCACCAAGGGUCCUGGUGAUGUUGGACAAAGAUCAGGGGUUGGUGGUUCUGAGGGCCACUCUGACGUGGCUGUCAAAGGGGAUCGGGAUUCAGAUGCUCAGCGCAGGGACCAGGACAGGGGCCAGGGGUAUGGCAUUGGAAGGGGACGGCUAAGCCCAUUCUCGUUUGAUAUGGGCCCGCUCUUCUCGGCGCGCGGGGACCGCGACCUGCUUAACAUGAUGGAUAACUUCUUCCUCACCCCCAGCCGCUUUUUCGACCAGGCGAUGCGCGACAUUCUCCCGUCGCUGCCCGUCGAGCCACCGCAGCUCGACAUCAAUGAAAGCGACAAGCAGUACACCAUUAAGCUGCAGCUCCCCGGUCUGAAGAAGGAUGAGGUGCAGAUUACGGUGGAAGAUACGGACGAGCCGAUGCUGCGCAUCACUGCGCACCACGAGGCCCAGGAGGGCGACGACCAACGCUUCUGGCAGGAUGUCGACACGCGCCUGCGGCUGCCGGACGAGACCAACGCAGACGACGUGCAGGCGGAGUUCAAAGACGGCGUGCUGUCCAUUCGCGUCCCAAAGAAAGAGGCACCAAAGAAGCCGGAGCCGAAGAAAAUCCCAAUUCAGGGCUGAUAGACCAAUAGGCGCUUAAACUGAUAAUAGUAGGAUAAUGAAUAGUGCAUGUAGAUUCAUUAUAGAGACAGUAUAUAGUCUUUCAAAUCGAGACGGGUGUAAGUGUAGGUCGGGCAUGUCCGGCAAAGAUACCCAGGAUGUGUACAAAAGUUAAGCAGAGUAUCGGUUCCCCAUAGAUGGGCGAUGAAAAACAGUAUAGUGCAGGCAAUGCAAUACUUCCGUAGCUGCGUCGGUUUUGCAGUGCGACGCUGUCAGUUUAACAGGUUUGAAACAGCUGCCACCAAAGACGUGGAUCAAAAGGCUUUGUCACACAAACCUUUUGGAUGGUAAUCAAGAUUCAUUAAAGAUUCCGCAUAAUGUCUUAACAGACAAGUUCUGGGGGCGA
Klebsormidium nitens is the source of this 1333-nucleotide messenger RNA. The record is from the annotation of a GenBank genome assembly. NCBI's taxonomy places the organism in Eukaryota, Viridiplantae, Streptophyta, Klebsormidiophyceae, Klebsormidiales, Klebsormidiaceae.